AUGAUACAAAAGUUGGAUUAGACAUUGGUCCAAAAUCAGAUUCUAACUUAAUUUUAUGUAUAUCAAGAUUUGCAAAAUUUUGUUAAUUUAUUAUAUUCGUUGAAAGAAGUCAAUCAUUUUUUUAAAGAAUAAAAAAAUCAUGCUAUGGUUAAAUUAUGUAGAAACAAAGUAAUUUUAUAAAUGAAUUUGUCAAAUUGUAUUCAUUAUGACUUACUAUAAUAAAAUGGAUCAUCUUCAAUAUUAUUAAAUGAGAAAAAAAAUGCUGUGAGUUUAUUGAAACAGUUAGAGCCUGAAUUAGAAGAAUUUAAAUAAUAUAUUUAGUGGUAUUAAACUAAUUGUUUGAAUGAAGAUGUUAAUUUAAAACAAUAACACUUAGAAGAUAUAUAAAUUGUUGCUAACUUUAAUUAAAAUGUUUUAUCACAAAUCAUUCCAGCAAUUAAUUCUAUGGAUGAGCAAGUAAAGAAUUUAUAGGGUCAAAAAUAAUUUAUAGCUCCUAAUAUAAAUUAAAUUCGAGAAAAAGCAAUGUAUUAGUAAUUAUUUUAUUUAGCAAAUUUAAAGAUCACACAAGAGAAAGUUUAGGGAAGAAUUUUCCUCCUUAAGAAACUUAGAUUUAGUGGGUAGAUCAAGAAAAGACAUUUAUUAUUUAUGAAAAAUCCAUAAUAAAGAAUUUCUAAAAAUUUGAACAAUACGAAAAAAAGUAAUAUGAAAAUAUUAAAGAAUAUAUAAAGAGUUUAAAGGAAUCUUAAAACGCAGAUGAAAAAUUUGCAUACUAAUUAUUUUAUCAUAAAAAAGUUUUCGAAUUUCAUCCUUAAUAUUAUAAAUUUUAUUUGUUUGGAUUUUUUUUAAGUUUUAUGGUAGAUAAUAAUAAGAUUGAAUCAAAAUAAGAUUAAUUUUUAUAAUUUUACUAAAAUUAAACCAACUUAGAAAAAAAUUAAUUUAAUUAUAAACAUUUUGUGUAAUAUCUAUUUACAAUUCAACAAAAAAAAGUUAAUGUAAAUUUUCAAUCUUAUUGUGAUUAUUACAAAAAAUCAUAAUAAUGA
Molecule: messenger RNA, 1040 nt
Organism: Paramecium pentaurelia
Lineage: Eukaryota; Ciliophora; Oligohymenophorea; Peniculida; Parameciidae
Source: the annotation of a GenBank genome assembly